AAACACAAUACUUUUCUGAUUUUCUUUUACCACAAAAAUUUAUUCAUAAUGAAAAAACCAUAGAUGAUAAUGAAGGAACUAUAUCUGAUAAUGAAGAAUUUAUAAGUAAUCAAGAAGAUUUUAUAGAUAAUAAUAAAGACUUCAUAGAUGAUUCAGAUACAGAAAUUGACUCAAUAGAUUCUGAAGAUUUUUAUGAAGCUAGUUUAAAGAUAUA
This is a messenger RNA of Funneliformis mosseae, 214 nucleotides long. Lineage: Eukaryota; Fungi; Glomeromycota; Glomeromycetes; Glomerales; Glomeraceae. The record is from the annotation of a GenBank genome assembly.